This is a messenger RNA of Folsomia candida, 2440 nucleotides long. RefSeq names its product venom carboxylesterase-6. The record is from RefSeq and is a predicted model, not a curated record. The transcript is spliced from 10 exons. Bases 440 to 2203 code for a protein of 587 amino acids. NCBI's taxonomy places the organism in Eukaryota, Metazoa, Arthropoda, Collembola, Entomobryomorpha, Isotomidae.
AUAGGCAUCUUCCAGAUGCUAUAUUAAUAUUAUUAUUUCGAAGGAAUGAUACAGCAUAUUAGUCAGACCAAUGUUCUGUCCGAUCCCAGGAUCGCAUUUAUUUUUUCUACUUGAUAGAAAAGCGUGGUAUAUGUAAAUAAUAACCACAUUUUUUUCAGUACUUUAUAUUGUGUACUUAUUUACAAGGACAAUUCUGUACAUCAGUGCCAAUUUAUGAAACUAUGCAUGUGCUGUAUAGAGCUGCUGUAACAUGUAUCAAGGUUAUCCAAGUGGAUGAAUUGGUCUGUCUCAUGAUGUUGAAAAAAAGUGCAUGCUGUUGGUCAGUUCAUUGUCUGGAUCUUGAAUCCCGACUGCAUGUUAAUAAAACUAUUAACAAAUAUUCGAGUAUCGCUGUUCCCACUGCAUGUCCACAUAAUAGUCCAGAGCUAAAAUUACUAAAAUGAACUUGAUCCCCAAUUUGACCGUUAUUAUUUUCUGCGUAUACUUCAAGACUAUUUCAGGGGCGAUUGAUAAACCCUUGGUGACCAUUUCUGACGGAGAUUUGCUUGGAAGUAUAGAAGAAGCUCGAAAUGGACGUCAGUAUUUUCGAUUUUUGGGAAUUCCGUAUGGCGUCGUCGAGCAAAGAUUUGGUGUUUCAAAACCGAUACCUCCUUGGAACGGCACAAAAGUCGCUACAAAACUGGGACCAACGUGUCUCCAGCUCGAUUUUAUAUUUAGCACAAUGACUGGAGUGGAAGAUUGCUUGAUUCUUAACGUCUACACGCCACAGAUUUCCGACACGAAAUUAUUGCCGACUAUGGUUUUCAUCCAUGGCGGAGCAUUUAUUUGCGGUUCAGCAAACGACUAUGAUGGCUCAUUCUUUAUGUCCGAAGAUGUAGUUCUUGUCUCAAUAAACUACCGUCUCGGACUGUUUGGGUUUCUAAAUGCCGAAAUCGAAGGGGCUUCAGGAAAUCAAGGGUUGAAGGACCAAGUUUUGGCGUUAAAAUGGGUGCAAAAAAACAUUCGAGCGUUUGGAGGUGACCCUGACAGAGUCACCAUAUUUGGAGAGAGUGCAGGUGCCAUUUCCGUCUCUCACUUGACAAUGUCUCCAAUGGGCAAGGGGUUAUUCCACGCUGCAAUCACCCAAAGCGGUAUGGUUACUUGUCCUCAAGCCGAUAAGCGAGAAUCUGCUCUUCUCGAAGCUAAAAAACUGGCUAAUUUGGUGGAUUGUCCAAGUAGUGACCCCAAAUUUAUGGUGGAGUGCCUUCGAAGGAUGAAGGGCGAAGAACUUUUGAAGCAGACGCAGUUCAAACAUCCAACACAUUUUACUUUUGAUGUGUAUGAUGUGCCGCAAUUUGGACCCACGAUUGAAACUUAUAUCCCCACGAAGGCACCAGAUUCCGUGUUUCACAAACAGGAUCCAUUAAAAACUCUCUUCGACGGAACUUUCAACAAAGUCCCUCUGAUCACCGGAAUCACGUCAGACGAAGGGAUUUUCAUCAGUGCAAAUGUGGUACUAAACAAUGCCACCUUGCUGGAGCUUAUGAACAACGAGUGGGGGCGAGUCUCUCCAAGCACAUUCCUUUACCAUGCUACAGCUCGAGACCCUUGCAGCUUAUCCACCAAAAUCCGAGAUUUUUAUUUCCAAGACCAGGAAAUCUCAAAGGUCAACGGACAAAAGUUGAUUGACCUGUAUUCUGAUCGAUGGUUCUUCCACUGCACCCGACAGGGUGCUCUGCUCUAUGCCAAGCACGCACCCGUUUACAUUUAUUACUUGACACAUCGUGGGGAACAUACCUUUGAUGCCUUCGAAAUGACGAAAGAUUCAAAUGGACUAAAGGGUCCAACACACGCAGAUGAUCUUAUUUAUCAAUUCCCAAUGCCAGAGUGGGUGCCUCCACUGACCAAGGGAAGCUUGGAUGAGGAUUUUUCCAAAAAAAUCGUUGGAAUGUGGACGUCAUUUGCGAAAAACGACGGGAGACCGAAGCCAUGGGGGGACGUGGAGGAGUGGCCACAACUAAAAGUGUCAGAGACGCCGAUGCGCUGGUUGCACUUGGACAAUGACCUGAGUAUCCAACCUGAACAUGCUGAUUUCACAAAACGAAUGGAAUUUUGGGACAAACUGGUGCAACCAAUGCAAAUGCGUGCUCUCGACACGGCAGAACAAAAAUCUCGACAGGGAUUGUUAAGGUGCGAGUCCUCAGAUGGUUACUGCAAUUUGUAAUAAUAUGUAAAUUUUUGUUUAUUGCAUCACCUAUUUACAUGCAGGUUCUAUAAAUUAUAUACAUAUGUACAUAAAUAAUACUAUUAUUAUGUUAAGAUAUGAGAAGUUUGAUCAUUAAAUGACAGCGACAAGGGACAGCUACCCCUUAAUUAUGGAUGGCCCAGGUCCAGCUAUAAAACAAAUGCACUGUUAUAUUUGCAUGCACACUAAUAAAAAAUAUACCAAGCUUAAUAUAAA